Xiphophorus hellerii (green swordtail) is the source of this 1887-nucleotide messenger RNA. It is a transcript of the gene slc52a3-1, whose product is annotated as solute carrier family 52 member 3-1. Gene Ontology annotation, cellular component: plasma membrane. Gene Ontology annotation, biological process: riboflavin transport. NCBI's taxonomy places the organism in Eukaryota, Metazoa, Chordata, Actinopteri, Cyprinodontiformes, Poeciliidae. Gene Ontology annotation, molecular function: riboflavin transmembrane transporter activity. Bases 334 to 1671 code for a protein of 445 amino acids. The record is from RefSeq and is a predicted model, not a curated record. The transcript has 4 exons.
AAUAGCUUGUUGGUGGGUUUUAUUGGUACGUUUUGGCACACUGGCCCUUUAAGAACAUUCAGGAUCUUGACCUAUCCAAAAAUGGUUCUGAUUUUGACCCAGAGUGGUUGGACUUCCUUAUCAGCAGUGAAUAAAGUGCAGGUUUAGGCCCGGCCCAUGGUGCAGCGGACUCUGACCCACUCAGCAGCCGCGCUGUAAGUCCAGCAUGUCUGUGCAGAGACAGCCCGUCGCCAACCUCUUUGUCUCCUCAUACAAUGACAGACGGUCCAGUGCGGCGCUUUGAGGAACUGCAGAAACUUGUAUGAUCGAUCGUUAGACGGAUCCGGCUGAAGCAUGGCGCUGCGGGUGCACCUCCUGGCCUGCGCCUUUGGCCUGGGCUCCUGGGUGGCGGUGAACGGCCUGUGGGUGGAGCUUCCCCUCAUCGUCAACGCUCUGCCUGAAGGCUGGGAGCUCCCCUCGUACCUCACGGUCAUCAUCCAGCUGGCCAACCUGGGCCCCCUGCUGGUCACCCUCAUGCACAAACUGCGCCCCGGUCUUCUCAACGAGCGCGCCGUCAUUUACUCCAUCCUCUUCAUCGGCAUCGCCUCCUGCAUCCUGCUCGUCUUCUUCUGGGACAAAACUACGGUUGUGGCCGGGGCGUCGCGCAGCACCGCCUUCUUCAUCAUCACCUUCUUCCUCUCUCUGGUGGACUGCACAUCUUCAGUGACCUUCCUACCUUUUAUGAUGCAGCUUCCAGCUAAAUACAUCACCACUUACUUCAUUGGAGAAGGGUUGAGUGGUUUCAUCCCCGGUGUCAUUGCUUUGGCGCAAGGCGUCGGCAUGGCCAAGUGCGUCAACAGCUCUCACACGUCAGGAAACCACUCAGACGAGGAAGUGUGGUCAUUGCAAACACAGUAUCUUCCUCCAAACUUCUCCACAGAGGUGUUCUUCUCCUUCCUGGCGGCCAUGAUGUGCAUUAGCUUGGCUGCGUCCAUUGGGCUGAACAGGCUGCCUCGGACAUACGAGCUGUCUACAGAAAACCUUGUGCCGGACACGGUGGGCCCAAUCAGCUCCGGGCUGGACAACCCAGCAGCAGAAACUGAUGGCAAGAAAAAUGAGCAGGAAGGAAAAGAGAAGAGCAAACCUCUGCUGGCUGAACCACAAUACUCCAUUUCCGAGCUGGUCUUCAUGUACCUCCUUGUGGUUUGGGUCAACGCUCUGACUAAUGGACUGCUGCCAUCGGUCCAGACGUAUUCCUGCAUGUCGUAUGGGAAUCUUGCCUAUCAUCUGUCUGCAGCUUUGGCCUCAGUGGCCAACCCAGUGGCCUGCACUAUUGCAAUGUUCUUCCAGAGCAGGUCUCUGAUGUUUCUUUGCGUCCUGACCGUGUUGGGUUCAGGCUUCGGCGGCUAUAAUAUGGCCAUGGCAGCUCUGAGUCCCUGUCCUCUGCUGCGUGGGUCUGCCCUGGGAGAGGCGAUCAUUGUGCUCUCCUGGCUCUUGUUCACUGGGACGCUGUCUUACGUUAAGGUGAUGGUGGGAGUCAUCCUGAGAGAUCGCAGCCACAGCGCCCUCGUGUGGUGCGGAGCUGCAGCACAGGUGGGCUCGCUGGUGGGCUCCGUCACCAUGUUCCCGCUGGUUAACGUUUACCGGCUCUUCAAGUCGGGAGACUUCUGCAACACUGAGUGUCCGUUAUGACAGUCAGCCUGAAAGUCUCAAGACUCUCAAGUACAGAAACAGAUCUGGAUGUUUGUGUAUUUAAUUACUUUAUAGCAGCGAAAUACCAAAAUGUAUGACAGAGUGCUAGGGCCAGGCUAAGAAAAAAUUAAAUAAAAGGUAACACUUUAUUUGAUGGCGUGUGCAUAAGACUGACAUGAUACUGUCAUAAACAUAACACCUGUUAUGAAUAUGAAG